CUAUUAGAAACAGCCACGCAAACAACACGCAUCGUGAUCACGGUGGUGUUAGAAAUUCUUUCAAUGGAUAAUCUACCCUCUCCGUUGGUGGUAGAAAUUCUAAGCCGCCUGAAAGACUCAACCGAUCUAGCAAGAUGCUGACUCGUUUCAAACACCCGCAACUCCGCUUCCUCCGAAGUUCGUUCGUUGACUCUCAUCUGUUCCAUGUCUCGUUACCUCAAUUCACGUUCCCCAGAAACCAAGCACCUCAUCACCCCUUUCAAAAUCGUUUUCAACAACCUCGUUCUCCGUUCCCCCAAUCUCGAAUCUGUUACCAUCGGCGUUGAUCGUUCUCUUGUUGAGAUGCCCUUUGACGAUUUUGAAGAUGAAUCUGAUGAUCUUCACCUUACGGAUUUUAAUUUCAUUCAAGAUUGGCUUCCUUCGCUUUCCAACUCCAUUAAUUCGCCGUCUGUUUCUGAUUUCUGGGUUCAAUCUUGUUGGAGACGUUCACGAGCUUUGCCCCUCAUCUCUUCCACUUGCUACGGUUUGGUGCAAUUGGUGAUUAGGAACGCUUGGUUAGCUGUGGAUGGUUUGUGUUUGAUGCCAACAUUGACCAAUUUGACUCUUGAGUUUGUAAGAUUGGAUGAUGAGGAUUUGAACAUGAUCAAUACUUGUUUCCCUAACCUUAAGGAACUUAAUCUUAUUGGUGUUGGAGGACUUGAAGAGCCUAAGAUUAAUCUCUCACACCUUCAAACUUGUCAAUGGUCGGUUUCAAAUGCUCCUCUUUCUUUGGUUAUAUCUGCUCCAAGUCUUGUUGAUUUCCAUCUCAAGUGUGUCAAGCCUAGGCUGCUUUUCCUUGAAGCACCUUCUUUGUCAAACUUCAAUCUUUCUCUUGAGAACACUGAUGAGCUAAUGUUGAAAAAUUGUGGUAACAUACAAUGCCUUCAGCUUGAAGUGGAAUGCUUCUCUCUUGCUUACAUUUUAAGCAUGUUUCGCCACUGUGUGGUUUUAGAUAGACUAAGCUUAGAUUUUGUGAGAAGAACGGAGAGUUGUAGAGGUUGGAGUUGAUCGAGGAGGAGAGUUUGGUCUUGAUAAGUUAUCUAAGUUUAGGUUCUGAGGCUUGGCAUGUGAUGGAGAGUUCUUUCCGCAAGGUAAGUUGUGAAAAUGGGACUAGGAUGAAGACAUUGAAAGAGCUUGUUGCACAUAUAGUGGUCGUUGAAAUUGAGUUUACUCAUGCAUUUAUUUUCUCUGUUUUGGAUAAAUGCAACCUCUUGGGAGACGUUUCUCUGUUCAUCCACGGUCAUGCUGAUUCUUGUGUUGCGGGAAAUCUCAUCUCUGUGUGCAGAAGCAAAUUCACUGGAGUUAGAUGGAGAUGGGGAAUAUGGAAAGAAGGAAUCAAGGAUACUUUGGUUUCAGAUGGCAUCUAGUGUGUUUAAGGAAAAGGGAGAGUCGGUCUUUGAAUUGUUGUAGGUCUACAUUACAGAUUGUGUUACGGUUAGGAGUAGGGACACUGAAAGAUUUCGAAUAAAUUGUGUUGGAGCAGCUUCAUAGAGCAAGAGCAAGCUUCAAACGUUAAAACAUCACAAAAUAUCUAUUCAAACCUUUUCCCAAGUGUAGUGCAAACUAGGAAACCAUUAACUAGAAGUGGCGUUGGUUCGGUUUUCCACUUUAUGUAUAUUUGUAUAUAGAUCUUUGAACUGUUCUGAACAUAUGUAUAUUCUUGGAUUAUUGAUCCUUGUUGUUCACUUGUUCUUUCAAGUGAUGUUUAUUUAUAGAUAUAUUAUAAUAAAAA
Messenger RNA from Medicago truncatula (barrel medic), 1771 nucleotides. RefSeq names its product F-box/LRR-repeat protein At4g29420. Bases 205 to 1047 code for a protein of 280 amino acids. Lineage: Eukaryota; Viridiplantae; Streptophyta; Magnoliopsida; Fabales; Fabaceae. The transcript has 2 exons. The record is from RefSeq and is a predicted model, not a curated record.